This is a messenger RNA of Staurois parvus, 920 nucleotides long. The record is from the annotation of a GenBank genome assembly. Lineage: Eukaryota; Metazoa; Chordata; Amphibia; Anura; Ranidae.
UUUUAAAGCAGUUUAACAAGUUUGUGGAGCCUACACUACCACAGCAGGAAGAGAGAAUACAGCAGAUGAUCAACAUUGCAAAACAUAUUUAUGGAGCGGAAGACGGUGUGAAGUAUAUUGAGAAGAUAUUAGUAAAACACAAGGAAGCCAUAAACUCUGUGAAUGAUUUAUGUAUCUACCUGAAGGAGCUAGAAGAGAAGCUGGAGGAACCACAGAAAGUUCCAGAAAAUUCCAUAAGCGAAGAACAUGCGGAAACUACAGAUCCUCUUUUGUCUGCCAAAGAUGGUAGUAUACUUGUAAAUGCAGAAUUACAGCCUGACUUGCUAGCAGAAGAAGCUGUAUCUGGUGAUGAAUAUGAGUGUAUAUCCCCUGACGACAUCUCCUUGCCUCCGCUUGCUGAAACUCCCGAAUCCAACCUGCCCCAGUCUGAGACAGAGCAGGACGAGCAGAAUUGUUACAGCUCCCAUAACAUGCAUGUCAGCUCGUACAGCUUGCAAAUGCAAAUAAAUGCCAGCGGCAAGAGGCUGGUGGAUGGCUCAGAAAGGCUAACACCUGUCGCUUACACUGACUUGUCGAGUCACAGGAGAGAAAAGACUUCCAAUUAUGUUGAGAGGUUCUGUUCUCCCACUGUUGGAUACAAAACAGAAUCUCCUUUUUCCCACCACUCGACAGUAGUCAAUGAAACAUGCUAUUCCCUAAGUACCUCACCUGCCAAAGCAAAACCCAGCUACCACCUGAUGAACGAAGUGCAUGAAACUCAUUUGCAGCGCCGUUCUGUUUAUGAGAGCACGGAAAAAACAGAACAAUUGCAUGCUUCUGAUAAUACUGCUAGAGCUAAAGAUAGGCUGCAUGUUACCCCAGAUGAAUUCUCUGGUCUCAUGUUUCAAUCAGACACUGCCAAGACCUGCCAGAGGCAUACA